Molecule: messenger RNA, 1307 nt
Organism: Morus notabilis
Lineage: Eukaryota; Viridiplantae; Streptophyta; Magnoliopsida; Rosales; Moraceae
Product: phosphatidate cytidylyltransferase, mitochondrial
Exons: 11
Coding region: 109-1089 (326 amino acids)
Biological process (GO): CDP-diacylglycerol biosynthetic process; cardiolipin biosynthetic process
Cellular component (GO): mitochondrion
Molecular function (GO): phosphatidate cytidylyltransferase activity
Source: RefSeq, a predicted model, not a curated record
ACCAAUAAAAUUUUAAUUAGCGAACAAAAGGGAGGCAAAAACAACUGUUUCCUCUCAGAUCCUGCUCCUUCACGUUUCCUCUCAGUCUCAGUUACUACAGGUAUCGUCAUGGGAUCAAAUGAUAGCAAAGCUGAGGUUGAAAGUCUUCUCCGAGUUUUGCCACCAGUUGACUUCUGCUUUCUCUACGGCUCCGCUCUUCAUCCCAACAACCAUGACAGGUCUAAAUCGAUAGACUUUAUUCUUGGCGUGUCAAAGCCCCUGGAAUGGCAUGCUCAGAAUCUCCUACUGAACAGAGGUCACUAUGUUUCAUCAAUUAUGCGCCUUUUUGGGCCGCAACUGAUUACAGGAGUUGCUAAUGGAAUCGGUGCGGGAGUGCAUUUCAACCCUUAUGUUAAUUGGGGUGACAAGAUGUUCAAGUAUGGAGUUGUUCGACUGCACGACUUAAUUAAGGACAUACUCCACUGGGAAAGAUUCUACUUGAGCGGUCGAUUACAGAAGCCGGUUCAUAUACUGGUGGACACUUUGGACCUUGAGGAUGUCAACUCAGUUAAUCUGAGGGCUGCAGUUUCUGCUGCACUUCUUCUUCUGCCAACGAAGUUCUCUGAGGAAGAUCUUUAUGCCAAAAUAUGCAGCCUUUCAUAUACGGGUGACUUGCGUAUGCUUUUUGCUGAGGACAAAUACAAGGUGAAGAAGAUCGUACGGGGACAGUUUGAUUCAUUCCAGUCAAUGUACAAACCGUUUCUUGAGGAGUACGAGGGUAAGGAGUUGCUGAGAUUUUCAUCAUCUUCAAAUCACGAAGAGAAGAUAAUAUCUCAGGACUCCAGCUUGUCAGCAGCUCGUGCUCUCGUAUCUUCUCUUCCUCAAACAAUAAGAAGCCAAAUGGCGACGAAACUAGGAGCCAUAGGUGGAGACGUGUGCGAACUUGCAAUUCGCUCAAGAGAAGAGGGUGCGAAAUGCAUGCAGAACAUUCUGAGACGGAAAGUUAUGGUUUCAAGUGCAAGACAGGCUGUGUCUGGUCUACUGGCUGUUGGAGCUGUUAAUGGAAUGAGAUAUGUUGGUAGGAAAAUUAGAAAAGCUUGGGAAUCAUAGACUUGAAAUGAUAUUAGGCUUUCUUUCCCGACGAUUCUCAAACACAAAUUAGAUGUAACAUGAGAAAAGCAUGAUUGACCACCAUUACUCCUGCUCAAGGUGGGAGUAAUCCCCUCUGUAAAUCAACUUCAUGGACUGUUGCUCUUGAUUUUAUAGUCCUAAAAUGAGACUUUGCCUUGAGCAUAACCAUGCACUAAUAAUUACUCAAUAUUAUUUAU